AUGGCCAUCUGUUCCUGUUUCAAAUACGUCUCCCGCUGGACUCCUCCGCUGGACUCCUCCGCUGGACUCCUCCGCUGGACUCCUCCGCUGGACUCCUCCGCUGGACUCCUCCGCUGGACUCCUCCGCUGGACUCCUCCGCUGGACUCCUCCGCUGGACUCCUCCGCUGGACUCCUCCGCUGGACUCCUCCGCUGGACUCCUCCGCUGGACUCCUCCGCUGGACUCCUCCGCUGGACUCCUCCGGCCUCCCUCCGGCCUCCCUCCGGCCUCCCUCCGGCCUCCCUCCGGCCUCUCUCCGGCCUCUCUCUGGCCUCUCUCUCAGUCAAAAUCAAACUACAGUAA
This is a messenger RNA of Knipowitschia caucasica, 342 nucleotides long. NCBI's taxonomy places the organism in Eukaryota, Metazoa, Chordata, Actinopteri, Gobiiformes, Gobiidae. The record is from the annotation of a GenBank genome assembly.